This is a messenger RNA of Hevea brasiliensis (rubber tree), 1340 nucleotides long. Its product is annotated as U11/U12 small nuclear ribonucleoprotein 25 kDa protein. The transcript is spliced from 6 exons. Lineage: Eukaryota; Viridiplantae; Streptophyta; Magnoliopsida; Malpighiales; Euphorbiaceae. Bases 409 to 936 code for a protein of 175 amino acids. The record is from RefSeq and is a predicted model, not a curated record. Gene Ontology annotation, cellular component: U12-type spliceosomal complex. Gene Ontology annotation, biological process: mRNA splicing, via spliceosome.
GGCUUAAAAAAUGACACCGCCUCACACGCAGAACCUAACCUCAGCCCAUUCCCCUUUCACCCUAUUUGCUGAUUAGACCCAUCUCCCCUCUCCUUUGACCAGCUCUACACCGAACCGCUAUACCCGAUACCACGAACCAGACCAUCUCCCUCUCUCGACAACUUCACCUCCGUUGACCUCAGCCUCUCUUCAUGCCACCUCCACCAUCCCACUCUCACCCAUCUCAACCUCAAGCCCCCGGCCAGACUGCCCUUCCCUUCGAUCACCUGCACAGCGCCAGCGUGCAGGGAUUUAUACUAUUGAUUUCAUCAAGUUUUGCAACUAAAGUUUAGUCAGCCAAUAAAUUCUGUGGAUGCUAGUGUUGUCGUCACACUUGAGAACUACUCUAUAUUGGUUUUGUCAGAAAGAAUGAUGGAGAUAGAAUCAAUUUCCAAGGGAGAUGAGGAUAUUGGCUACAACAGCAGCAAUGUAAAGAAGGCAAAACUGCAGUCAACACUCGCAGCUCUUCUUGAUGAUCCUAUUCUCACUGAUCUCCCUAAGAAACCGACCUUAUCCGAUGUUGAUACUCUCAUUAGCGUUGAAUUGGGCAGUGCUAUGCGCAUCUCCGUCCUCAAACUAGAUGGCACCUUCUUUGAUGUGGCAGUGAUGAAUUCGGCAACAGUCAAAGAUUUGAAGCUUGCGAUCAAGAGGAAAGUGAUUGAAAUGGAGCAAUCCAAGAUGGGUCAUCGCCAUAUUUCGUGGAAGCAUGUUUGGGCAAAUUUUGCCAUAUCCUACCACAAUCAAAAGCUCCUUGAUGACAACUCUGCACUUCAUGGUUUUGGCAUCUGCACUAAUUCUCAGGUUAAUUUUGCCCCCUAUAUCAUGUCAAAGGGUUUUGGAAAGCAUUCCAGGCGAAGAAAACAUCGUUUCUUUCAUGGGCUUAACAACCUUGGCUAAUCACUUGAUUCAUACUGUUUCCCCUAAUGCUGCUACUGCAGCUGUGGAACUCUCCCCGAGUCUUCUUGGCUAACAAGUUUCUUUGCAUCAUGUUGUCCUGGAGAUCGAUUCCUUGUUGCUUGUUCAGGCUAUUCGAGGAGGUACCAUGCGGUGGAUGCUUCUUAUUGGAAUGAAUUGUUGGUAUGUUGUUUUUAUCAAACAAUCAGUGAAUCCUGUCGCUAAUUUGUUAGCUACGGCAGUUAAUUUUGAGUCUGGUUUGUACUUGUUUCUAUUUUAGAUGCUGCUGCUCUUUAUGAUUUAGUUUGAUUAAUGCAAUUGCUGAGGACAGUGGAAAACACGGGAAACUUUCAAUGCCAAAAUCUCUCGUGUCUGCAUUUAUUAGAUAAAACUAUGGCAUUGUUGAA